Molecule: messenger RNA, 1251 nt
Organism: Fusarium keratoplasticum
Lineage: Eukaryota; Fungi; Ascomycota; Sordariomycetes; Hypocreales; Nectriaceae
Product: Argininosuccinate synthase
Exons: 18
Coding region: 1-1251 (416 amino acids)
Biological process (GO): urea cycle; L-arginine biosynthetic process
Cellular component (GO): cytoplasm
Molecular function (GO): argininosuccinate synthase activity; ATP binding
Source: RefSeq, a predicted model, not a curated record
AUGGCUCCCGAACGUGUUUGCCUUGCCUACUCUGGCGGCCUGGAUACUUCCACUAUUCUCAAGUGGCUCGUCCUUCAAGGCUAUGAGGUCGUGUGUUUCCUCGGCGAUUGCGGCCAGGAGGAAGACUUCGAUGCCGUCAAGGCCAAGGCGCUGAAGCUCGGCGCUGAGAAGAUGAUCAUCGAGAACGUCCAGCAGGAGCUGAUUGACGACUUGGUGUGGCCCGCCAUCCAGUGCAACGCUAUCUAUGAAGGACAAUACCUUCUCGGCACAAGCCUAGCCCGGCCGGUAUUGGCCAGGGCAAUGGUGCAAGUUGCGAAGGAUAACAACUGCACGAUCCUCAGCCAUGGAUGCACCGGUAAGGGCAACGACCAAGUCCGCUUCGAGCUGGCGUGGAAGGCAUGUGACCCCAAGAUGAAGAUUCUGGCCCCCUGGCGCAUCCCUGCGUUCUUCAACCGAUUCCAGGGACGUGCCGAUCUUCUCAAGUUCGCCAAGGAGCAGAACAUCCCCGUUAGCUCUACUCCCAAGGCCCCCUGGUCUAUGGACGACAACAUCAUCCACUGCUCAUACGAGGCUGGUAUUCUUGAGCAAACAGACAUGGAGCCCCCGAAGGAUAUGUGGAAGCGCACAGUUGAUCCCCUAGACGCUCCUGACAAGCCUACUCGCUUCACCGUCCACUUUGACAAGGGUGUUCCUGUUAAGCUUGAAGUUGGGAGCAAGGCCGUUACUGGCUCCUUAGAGAUCUUCAAGGAGGCUAACGAGUUGGGCCGUGCUAACGGUAUUGGACGCGAGGAUAUCGUCGAGUCGAGGUUCAUCGGAUUAAAAUCUCGUGGUUGCUACGAUACCCCCGGCCUGACUAUUUUGCGCAAGCUGCAUCAAAACCUGGAGGGUCUCGUGAUGGAUAGCAAGGUGCGCAUCAUUCGCGACCGUCUCUCGGAUGACUGGGCGCAAUGUAUAUACAACGGAAUGUACUUUACGCCUGAGCGCGAGUUCGUUCAGCAGGCGAUCUCUAUCAGCCAGAAGCAGGUUGAUGGCAAGGUCGAAGCUCUGGCAUACAAGGGCAACGUUAUCAUCGUUGGCCGCUCCAGCGAGACAUCCAAUCUCUACAGCGAAGAAGAGAGCAGCAUGGACACUCUUGAAAUGGAUUGGAGUGUCGAAGACACAACUGGGUUUAUAAACGUGAAUGCUAUCCGCAUCGCCAAGUAUGGUGAGCGCAAGAUCAGGGAUGGCGAGCCCCUUUCCGAGCGUAAGUAG